AACAGAAGUGUCUCUGAUAGGAAAUUUUUUUGACGUAGUUUAGUUGCAAAAUUUAGAUUUUUUAGUUUUUGUAAAAAAUAAUAAUAAAAAUGUCCGGGGGCGUGUGGUUUGUUGUAUGCAUUCCGACCGAACAUUAUGAAAAGGAACUUAAAUACCCUCCAGAAGAAGAGACAAAAGAAAGUCAAGAAAACAAUCGCCCAAAUGGCCUCAUACAAGUGGACAUUCACAACGAAGAAAACAAUGCAAAAAACAAAGAAAAUGGGAAUGACCCCAGCAAGCCAAAGAUCACUCCACCUACACCUAAAUCAGAAAGGAAAGAAAAGAAAGAAUUCGACGACGGUGAAAAAUCUCUCGAAUGGCAUUUGAAGGAUUGCCUCGACAAGCUCGCCAUCUACGACGCCGUAUGGAUCCUCUCCAAAGAAGAGACCUUCUACCAGGUCUUCUUUCCGUGCGAAGGUCCCGGCAUGGAGUGCGACUUCGUCCUGCAGUCCAUACAGAACAGGGGCAUAGGAGCGAAAGGACUAUCCACAGUAGGAAUUAUGCCCUGCGAUGUAUUUUACCGGGAUUAUGGCGAAGAUGAAGGAGUGGAAGGAGAAGACGAAGAAAACGAAGGAGGAGAGGAACAAGCUACAGAGAAGAAACAGAAAGGUUUUAAAGCGAUGCAGAAAGAAUUUCUGAAAUCUGUUACAGCUCGUUUAACUGUUGCUCAGGUAGUCGAGAAGGUUAGAAGUGAUGGUUCCUUGUCGUUUGAUUUCGUCAUGUUUGUCUUCAUUGCCAGUUGUAUUGCUGCUCUAGGCCUCAGCGAAAACAGUGCCAUUAUAAUCGUAGCUGCUAUGCUUAUUUCACCAAUCAUGGGUCCAAUCAUGGCCUUCACAUUUGGGUUGACGAUUCGAGAUAAAAAAUUAAUCAAGAUGGCGAUGCGAACGGAACUCAUAGGACUUUCUGUCUGUUUAACGGCAGGUUUUCUUUACGGCUUCAUCUGCGGAAAUUUCAGCGAAACGUGGGGCGCUGGAAAAUGGCCGACACCAGAAAUGGCUGGGAGAGGGAUGGUCAGGAGUUUGUGGUCCGGCUGCCUGAUCGCUCUCCCGUCCGGGGCCGGAGUCGCGAUGUCUGUGGUCGGCGGAAACGGAGCUUCUCUCGUAGGAGUGGCCAUAUCAGCUUCUCUACUGCCACCGACGGUCAACUGCGGCCUUCUGUGGGGUUUAGGCGCUAUUAAGACGGUCAGAAGCUUAUAUCAAAACACUUACGUCGUAUACGACAUUUUUAAUCACACGGUCAAGCCCGCCCUGCUGCCUCCGGACACGUACACACCAACGUACUACCCUCUGAUGGACCGAGAAUGCGCCGUGUUGGGGAUCAUCAGUUUUCUCCUAACCGUCGUCAACAUUAUCUGCAUCAUCAUUGCGGCUCUCAUUAUUUUGAAGGUAAAAGAAGUAGCCCCAAAUACAACUGAUCAGGCUGUAUCUAGGUUCUGGAAGCAUGACGUCAAGGUUGCCAGAGAUUACAACAAGACUCUUGGCGAAAAUGAAGGAGAAGAUCUCGGAAAACAGUUCCUACAAGAGUGGGCGAAUCUGAACGGAAUCGAUCCUAGCACUUUGACGAAAGAUGACGAAGAAAGCCGACUCACUCAAUUGCAAACGCUGAUGGAUAUAGUGGAGGAUGCUCAAGAUGAUGACGUAUUCAAAUCAAUUUCAAUGGGUACGCCGGGACCAGUUGUAGAUAAAGUGGCUCGUCGACUCAGCGUGGCACCUGGAAUGGGACUCGGGGACGUCGGACCUAUGCGAAGAGCCAGUAUUUCUCAAGGAGGAAUGAAAGCCAAUCCACUUAAGAAAAGGCGACAGAGCAGGCUGCCCAGUCUCAUGGAUGCUGUGAACGAAGACGAGGAAGCACCCGAAGUGUCCAACAUCCCUCGCAAAAGCGUCGUGUACAACCGUCCGUUGCAGAACACAGAGAAUCCUUAUUCCUUGUGGCCUUCCAAGCAGCGCAUCCAAGAAGCCACAAGAUUCAACGUACAACCUGUCGCUGGAGGAGAUGAGGUUCCGACCAUGCCUACCAUCCGUAAUGCCGUUGCACGCAACCGCAGGAGGAGUUGCUUUCCAGGAGGACAACAACCAGGAAGACCGAGCACCGGUGCCCCUCCAACUAACCGGAAAUCGGAAGAGAAAGACCAAGAAACGACGGCCUUCUGAUGAGCAUCAGUUUCAUUUUCGAUUCGUAUAGUUCACAAGUUGUACACACACAGUGUUUGAAUGUUGAUCAUUCUUAUAGCUGCGCGUGGGGGGAUUCCGUGUGCUGAUCCCAAAAAAGAUUUGGAUUGUUUCAGAAAUGUGGGGUCUCGAUGGAAUGAAUCAUCUUAAACUUCCACUACGUCCUGUGGGAAUGUACUUAGAAAUGACAAUUGUGAUUUCAUGGUCAUCUCUAAGACCCCAUACAAUGUAUCAACAUACAUUUUCUGUUUUUGAAAUGUGAUGAACUGAAAAUUUCAAAGAAACAUUUAGUAUGCUUAUAAUAUAUUUAUGUCUCUUGCUUUCCCAUGCAGUUUAAACAAUUUUGAUUAUGUUAGACAGAAACAAAAAAAAAAAGCCUUCUUUCACAACUCAUUUAACUUGUCUGCUAUACUUCACGUGUGGAAAAAUGGAGGACCACUUGAUGUUUUCUCACAUGGUAUACUUAAAAUGACUUUCAAUUUAUAAUAUUUUUCCUCUCUUUAUCGUACAGUAGUUCUGUCACAUUAAUUCAGCUGCCUAUCGUAUAUCCAAAUGUAUGUUUAAACUAUACGCAGAAUCGUUUACUUAUAAAUAAACCUCUUUCAUUUGUUGUGAGAUCUCUUCGUGGAAGAGUUUGAAACUCUUUGAAGUGCACAAGAAAAUUACGCAACGUCUUGAACUUUGAACAAAAUUCAUCAGAAGGGAACGAAAUAAGCAUAAACCUUAUGAGAGUGUCAAAAGCUGAUUCCUUGCUGAUUUUUUGAAAAUUGGUAGGGAAUCAGGAUAAAAAGACAGCUAGUCAAUGGUUUUUUGGCUUUAUGUAUCAUUUCAGAUAGAAAUGUAACACUGCUAAAUUUACGCAAAAGUUAGUUUCAAACUAGCACCUGAUUUUUUUUUUUUUUAAAUUUCGAUUCUACUUUCUUUUAGCUUUCUUCAAGAUUAAAAAUAACUUUAAGCUCUAGUACCGGUUUAGAAAUUCUUUUAAAAAUUUUUACGAUUAAGUGAAUGUUGCCUGUAUAGUUUUGCUCCUAAAUAACUAAACCAUCGCAUUUGUUUAUUUUUCUGAUGCAUUUAAUUGAAUUUUAAAUAAAUUACUUCGUUGAAAAAAAAACAUUCAACGUUUUGGCUUUUUUACAAAAUAUUUUUAAUUUAAAAUAGCUUAUGUUUGGAAUUACUUAUAAGUUACUCGACAUCAAAAUAAAUUUUAAAAAAUAAAAAAUUUCGAUCAAAUGUAACUAUUACUGCAACCAAGAUUGGAAUUAAAUUGGAGAAGGAUCAAACUUUUCUAUCUGUCAUCAUACAGAAGUAAUAUGUACAUUGCAUUUGUUUUUAAAGUAUUGUAGCUAUGCCUCAUCUAUGUAUAUAUUUCAAAAUAUUUAAUUUCAGUAAAUUGUGUAUGUCCUAAAAAUAUUUUCUCUAUUAUUUCAUUGUAUUAGAAUUUCUUUUAAACAAGAAAUAAAGUCCAUUUGUCUUA
Messenger RNA from Uloborus diversus, 3681 nucleotides. RefSeq lists its product as uncharacterized. The record is from RefSeq and is a predicted model, not a curated record. Lineage: Eukaryota; Metazoa; Arthropoda; Arachnida; Araneae; Uloboridae. The transcript is spliced from 18 exons. The coding region runs from base 90 to 2189 and encodes 699 amino acids.